AAAAAGGUAAACAAAAAAGUCUGAAGAAACCAAAAAAAACACAAAUUACGUCGAUUUGCUCGGGAAUUAGAGAAAAUCCUUGAAUUAAAGAAGAUAACGAACGAUCACGGGACUUUUGGAUUGCGCGAAAUUUGUCGGAUGAAAUGUCAAAUGUGAGCUCGGAGUUGUUUGAUGCAAUUAACGAAGGAGAUUCAAAUGCAUUCGAGAGUAUUUUGAAGCAGGCCGACAACAAAAGAGCUGUGCUCGCAACUCAAAAUGCUGAUGGUAAUUCAAUCCUACACUUUGCUGUGAUAAAAGCCGAUUUGCCAAUUUUCAAAGUCUUAAUGCAUCAUUACAAACUUCUGGAUGUCAAACAAAAAAACGCUCAAAACGAAACUCCCCUCGACAUCGCGCUCCGCAUCCUGGAAACCCCUUCAGAGAUCGUCAAACGUCUCACGGCGCUCGAAAUCAUGCACGACACAAAACCUCCGCCAUCCUCGACAUCCAAACGUCGCAAAAUGGGCGAAAUUAACGUGCUGCGAAAAGCCUUGCAAAGUGCUGACACCACAAAAGUUCGUCAACUGAUAAAAAAUGGCGUGAAUUUAAACGACGCCGAUAAACGAGGACAAACAAUUCUCCAUAGUUUCGCGAUGGAUCUCGUUAGUAUGGCGGUUCGGGAGAACAGCGUAUGGGAUUUAUUUGCGACAGCUUAUCACGAAUUAUGGCGAUUUUUGGUCCUCGAAACGGAUGUUGAUGUGACAAAGCGAACGCAGGCCUUGAAUAAAAACGUUAUCGACUUAAUUUUGGAUGAAACGUUCAAACAUCACUAUUUCCGACGAAAUUUUUACUUCGAUAUUGCUCGGAUUUUGGAACCUUUGGUAAUCACAAAAGAUGGUGUCGACAAAACGGACGAAGCUAAGAUGUAUAUUUCGAUUUUUCGCAUAUUUUUUGUCGCUAUUAAGGGAAGUUCGCAUAAACUCGUGAAAUUUUGCAUCGAUGGCUUUUAUGGAGUUGAUCGAAAUGCCGUGAUGGGAGUUACUGUACAGAAAUUUUGUGUUCUUUUCAGUCCAAAUGAGCAAAAGGAACGUUUUAUUCUCUGUCUCUUGUUGCACGACUAUUACGAACGCGUCGCUCACGAAUUAGGCUUCUUGCGAGAACAACUGGAUCAAGGAAAUCCAACGAUGCACGCGGAAUUACUUCAAAUUUGCAAGAUUCUCGCACGUACCAACUACCGUUUCGACGAACGGCUCGAAUGUUUCAUCGAUGUGCUGCUAAAACUCAAGCAACAAGGCUACCAUUUGGAACGAACGCACGUCGUUGAUACCCUAGCUGUGAGUUUCGUGUCGGAAAAUAUCCCGAAUGAGCGCGCACGUCGCAUUCACGUCUUAUUUUCCGCCAUUUUCGCGCAUUUUCACAUCAAUUUCAACAAUAUCUUGAUUCAGGUUCUCGAACGCAUUCCGAAUUUCAUGUGGCACAUCCUCAAGUACACGUAUCUCGAUGUCAGGCCCAUUCAGAUGGUUCUUCCCUUUUGCACGAACGUUUUUUAUUCAGUUUCGACGCUUUUCUUCACGGUACUUUAUAACGAGAGUUUUUCCAUGGAACACAUGGAUAAUUCACUUUUGACACUUUGCGAGCAUCAGAGACUCGUUUACGACGAAAAAGAGAAGAAAUACGCUUUAGUUCCGUUGUCGCUGCAGGAAAUUGUGAGAAUUAAGAUUCGGAGGGAGAUUCACAGGGAAUCGAGGACGAAUAAAGCAUUUGUCGAUACAAUCAUGUCACUGCCAUCUAUCCCGGAGAUCAUUCAGAAAUAUAUUCGUUUUAUGGAACAUUUGUGAUUUUUUGCUGCUUUCUUGUUUUAAUUUUUCGUUUUUUUUUUAUGUCGAUCAAAAUAUUUUUUUAAACUUUUUUUGACGUAUUUUUAAGUGCUUUGUGACAAAAAGUUAGCAGUUUUGUUACAUUUUUAGUGUGAUAUAAUAAAAAUUAUUGAAUUUUAACC
This is a messenger RNA of Culicoides brevitarsis, 1975 nucleotides long. RefSeq lists its product as uncharacterized. Bases 144 to 1814 code for a protein of 556 amino acids. NCBI's taxonomy places the organism in Eukaryota, Metazoa, Arthropoda, Insecta, Diptera, Ceratopogonidae. The transcript has 3 exons. The record is from RefSeq and is a predicted model, not a curated record.